AUGGCUGCCUCUUCACCUAAUCCUGUCGUAACCGCAAUUCAAAAUUCAGUCGUUACUUUCUAUGACGCUCUAGUCGUACCGUUAAUAAACGCAUUCUAUGAAAAGAGGUCUAUAGAUUUAACUUAUGGUCGUGCUUCUCUUCCUUUCUCUCCAACAGAACAAAAAUUACGUCAAGAACCAUACAUUUGCACCGACUAUUCCAUUCCAUUUCCUUUCAAAGGUGCAUUUGACCGAUUCAUAUAUUAUCAAACUUGGUCUUUGUCAUGUGUCAAACAACGUAAUACCGAUUUUGUUUGGGUUCAUGGUUUAAAUGACUAUGGUGGCCGAUUUUCAGAGAACUGCAUUCCAAUACUGGAACAAGGAUUUCGUGUCAUUGCUAUAGACUUGCCAAGCUUUGGAAGGUCGAGUGGUUUACAUGCUUGCAUUAAUGAUUGGGAAGAAUUAAUAGAAGCGGUUCGCGUGGUAAUUGCUCAUGUCAAGGAACAAAACGCAAGUAAUACAACUUUUAACAAAGAAAGAAAAAGAAAAGUGAUAUUAGGAGGUGGAUCUUUGGGUGGAUUUGUCACGAUUUCUUAUGCGAUCAAGUAUCCUACGGAUAUUGAUGCUUUUAGUGUGUUGUGUCCGUUAGUUUACGUGGCUGGUUCUAGUCGUCCUCUUAAGGUUAUCGAGUAUAUCGCUAAAGCCAUUGUUUCGUCACCACUUGGCACGUUACCAUUAGCUCCUGCAAAUCGUGGGAAAGGUCAUUGGGAUCCAGCUAAAGAGGAAGCAUUUCUUUCGGAUCCUCAAACAUAUCAUGGGAAUAUGAGAGCUUGUACAGGCCUAUCGUUAUUGUAUGGCAUCACGUGGCUUCAACCAAGACUUGGCCUUGUUAAAAGACCAUUUCUGACACAACACGGACUUAGUGAUCGUGUAUGUCAGGAUAGAUCCUCGCGGGAUUUAUUUGCCCAAGCUCAAACACAAGACGAACAUAAAACCAUAAUACUGUAUGAGAAUUGCGAACAUGAUAUGUUGCGUGAACAUUGUUCACAAAAGGUCAUGCAAGAUUUAAUUGAAUGGAUGAUCAAAUUUGACAAAUCUUCAGAAUCAAUAUGA
Molecule: messenger RNA, 1092 nt
Organism: Ambispora leptoticha
Lineage: Eukaryota; Fungi; Glomeromycota; Glomeromycetes; Archaeosporales; Ambisporaceae
Source: the annotation of a GenBank genome assembly